GUAUCAGCACUCCGGCCUCUGCCUCUUUGGGAUGCGUUCCAAGCUCUCUGGGUUGAAUCGCUAUAAUGUCAAAUCUUCAUUGACAUGCAGGAAUCGCUUUCAUGGCGUCACGUUAGCAGAAUUAGUAUCAAGUAUUGUAUUGUAUUAUCCCUGGCUUCUAUUUUUUAAGACAGGAAGUAAUUGUCAAACUGCUUCGCUUGCGGAUAUGGACGAGGUCUGACGGUCUUUGUCCGGUCAGUACAGCAAAGCUGUUAUAUAUCUUAUGGUUUAAAACAAAUGCUUUCGAUGUGAACAAGAACGAAGAGGAAUGGUUUAUGUAGGCGCUAGCGUGAUGAAAGGCGGAAGCCCGGAUAUGUAGGGAAAAAUUAUUAGAAAUUUUUUCACCUAAUCCGUCCCUUCCACAUUUGUGUGAUUUUCUGCUUUUUGCUUUGUCUGUGGAUUGAGGAGUUUGCAGGGAAAGUUAGGGUUGAUUAUUUGCAUUGAAAUGGCAGUGGAGAAUGGGCGGAGCCACACACAGAGCGAUGUUCUGCCUCCGCCGGAGGCCAGCGUUGAUGCCGGUGCAGAAUUUGUCUUGCAGUCCAAAGGGACAUGGUGGCACGCCGGAUUUCAUUUAACGACUGCGAUCGUGGGGCCAACUAUUCUGACGCUACCUUACGCCUUCCGCGGCAUGGGAUGGGCGCUAGGGCUCUUCUCCCUCUCCACCGCUGCAGCAGUCACUUUUUACAGUUAUUUCCUCAUGUCCAAAGUACUUGAUAACUGCGAGAAGCAGGGCCGGCGCCACAUUCGCUUCAGAGAGCUCGCCAGAGACGUCCUUGGCUCUGGAUGGAUCUUUUAUGUGGUGGUCUCAAUCCAGACCACAAUUAACAUGGGAGUGGGCGUUGGUUGCAUCCUUCUCAGCGCCGACUGUAUGGAGAUCAUCUACUCAAAUGUGAAUCCACAAGGACACCUCAAAUUGAACCAUUUUAUAACCAUAGCAGCUGCGAUAGUAAUAAUCUUCUCUCAGCUACCGUCGUUUCAUUCCCUCCGCUACAUCAAUUUGGGGUCGCUGGUGCUGAGUUUGGGGUACACACUCUGUGUCGUUAUUGCCUGUAUAAACGCAGGCUAUUCCCACCAUCCCCCUCACCCACAAAGGGAUUAUUCGCUCAAAGGUUCGAAAAUGGGGCGAGUAUUCAAAGCAUUUAACGCAAUGUCUAUCCUCGGAUCCGUAUUCGGCAAUGGCAUUCUCCCAGAAAUUCAGGCCACUGUAGCUCCUCCGGCCACAGGAAAGAUGUUCAAAGGCUUAUGUAUGUGCUACGCAGUAAUGCUUGUGGCAUGCUACAGUGUGGCAGUAUCGGGCUACUGGGCAUUUGGCAACACUGCACAGUCUAACAUAUUGCAGAGCCUGCUACCAGAUAAAGGCCCUGCCUUUGCUCCCACAUGGUUGCUCGGCCUUUCUGUUGUUUUUGUACUCCUCCAGCUUUUCGCAAUAGCACUGGUGUAUUCCCAAGUAGCUUACGAGAUCAUGGAGAAAAAAUCAGCAGAUGUAAAGAAGGGAAUUUUUGCAGCCCGGAACUUAAUUCCGAGGUUGUUUCUGAGAACGGUGUAUAUAGUAAUUUGCUCAGUGAUUGCCGCCAUGCUGCCAUUUUUCGGAGAUAUAAAUGCUCUGGUAGGAGCAAUUGGCUUUAUUCCCCUGGACUUCAUUCUUCCCAUGCUUCUCUACUACAAGAGCUUCAAGCCUGCUCCAACUUCCUCAACUUACUGGAUAAAUAACGCUAUUAUGGUUAUUUUCACGGGUGUUGGAAUAAUGGGCGCCUUCUCCUCGGUGCGCCAAAUAGCCAUUGAUGCUAACCGUUUCCGUCUUUUUAGCAAUAAUGUAUUAGACUGAUGUCUGUAAUUUUAUUAUCUGAGCAUAUCCAGCAAAUUUUGGAGGAAUUCACAUUGUUGAAAUCGAAACCCAGUAGAAGGAUCAAAUGUAUUCCCCACUGAAACGUCCUCUAGUUAAGGACGAUCAGAUGAAUUCCCAAGUCAAAGCCCUGUAAUGAAGGGGGCUAUUCUGUAGUCAAAUGUAUGAGUAUCUUUGCUAAUUAUCAAUUGAAAGAAUCCAAAACACCGACUUCUGAGGUGUUUGUGUGUCGGUCGCCGUACAUGUGGAUCUGAGAGAAUAUCUUGUUAACUUCAAUCAACCAAAUAAUGAACUAGAUAUUUCCUGUAAAGUUCAAUUGGGUCUGAAAUUAUUUAGAAGUCAACA
Cryptomeria japonica (Japanese cedar) is the source of this 2227-nucleotide messenger RNA. RefSeq names its product probable GABA transporter 2. The record is from RefSeq and is a predicted model, not a curated record. The transcript has 7 exons. The coding region runs from base 485 to 1864 and encodes 459 amino acids. NCBI's taxonomy places the organism in Eukaryota, Viridiplantae, Streptophyta, Pinopsida, Cupressales, Cupressaceae. Gene Ontology annotation, cellular component: plasma membrane.